Molecule: messenger RNA, 1112 nt
Organism: Choloepus didactylus (southern two-toed sloth)
Lineage: Eukaryota; Metazoa; Chordata; Mammalia; Pilosa; Megalonychidae
Product: glutathione S-transferase omega-2-like
Exons: 7
Coding region: 350-1015 (221 amino acids)
Biological process (GO): L-ascorbic acid metabolic process; glutathione metabolic process
Cellular component (GO): cytoplasm
Molecular function (GO): glutathione transferase activity; glutathione dehydrogenase (ascorbate) activity
Source: RefSeq, a predicted model, not a curated record
CCGGGGUUGCUCACCCCUCGCGACUUCCAGUCGAAUGUGAUCCCGGGCGCUGCAGAACCACCACCACCACACGGCUUCCUGUUCCGCCAGCCCAACAUCGGCCGGCGGGACUCAAGACACUUGUAACGCGACUGCCCAUUGGUUUAGUGUAACAGGGGCACGUCCAAAAGCUUUGGGGAUUGGCUGGAGCUGUGGCCCUUUGGCGGAGUCCAGCAGCUCAAAAAUUGACCUCGGAGGGAGAGGGGCGCGCCUGAACCCCGCGGCCCUUGGAAACUGCGGCGCGAUUCUCCCGGCGGAGAGGCGGUGGCCGGUAGCGCUGGGUGCUGCGCUGCACGGUCUGCGAAAGAUCAUGUCCGGCGAUGCGAACAAAAGCUUGGGAAAAGGAAGCCCCCCUCCAGGGCCGGUCCAGGAAGGCCUCAUCCGCCUCUACAGCAUGAGGUUCUGCCCCUACGCGCACAGAACGCGCCUGGUCCUCUAUGCCAAAGGAAUCAAGCAUGAAAUUGUCAACAUUAAUUUGAAAAGCAAGCCUGAUUGGUACUUUACAAAGCACCCCUUUGGCCAAAUACCCGUCCUGGAGAACAGCAAGUGCCAGCUGAUCUGGGAGUCUGCUAUCACGUGUCCCACAUUUGACCAAGGAGUGUCUGAUAGCAAUGAGAUGUGGGAGAGAGAGCAUGGACCUGAAGACAGUCCUGUGUCAGGAACUCGGCAACCUGGAAGAGGUACAGAGAGGGAGCCCUCUCCUGGUCAGGUUCUUGCCCACCAGCAGACCACCUUCUUUGGCGGGAACUUUGUAUCCAUGAUUGAUUACCUGUUUUGGCCCUGGUUCGAGCGGCUGGAUGCAUAUGGGCUAGCUGACUGUGUGGACCACACCCCAAAACUUAGGCUCUGGAUGGCAGUCAUGAAGCAGGACCCUGCAGUGUGUGCUCUUUUCACGGAUAAGAACGUUUUCCUGGGCUUCUUGAGUCUCUAUUUUCAGAACUGCCCCGACGCCUUUGACCAUGGGCUGGUUUGCUGAGUCAUCCAACUUUCCCAAGCAGGCUGUGAUUCUGCACCUGGGAUUGUCCUGGGGCUCGUUCAAUCUCUGUUAGUUGUCCUGAGGGUCCCAAUAAAAA